UAUUCUUCCAGGCACAUCCAAAGCCCAGAGCUCUUCCGGGUGCAGCUUCGUGAGCAGCAUUUAUACUACGAGGACCAACUCCUGCCUGUGAACCGGAUCAUUGUGCACCCCAACUACUACUCAGUUGAGACUGGGGCAGACAUUGCUCUGCUGGAGCUCAAGGACGCUGUGAAUGUCUCCACCCAUGUCAACCCCAUAUCCCUGCCUCCUGCCGCGGAGACCUUCCCCUCAGGGACAUCAUGCUGGGUGACAGGCUGGGGUGACAUUAAUAAUGCUGAGCCCCUCCCGCCGCCCUAUCCCCUGAAGCAAGUGAAGGUGCCCAUUGUGGAAAACAGCCUCUGUGAUCAGAAAUACCACGCUGGCCUCUACACAGGGGACAACAUUCGCAUUGUCCGUGAUGACAUGCUGUGUGCUGGAAGUACUGGGAGGGACUCCUGCCAGGGUGACUCAGGGGGGCCGCUGGUCUGCAAAGUCAAGGGUGCCUGGCUGCAAGCAGGUGUGGUCAGCUGGGGUGAGGGCUGUGCACAGCCCAACCAUCCUGGCAUCUACACCCGGGUGACGUACUACUUGGGAUGGAUCCACCGCUACGUCCCUGAGAACUCCUGAGCUGCUUCCAGGUCAGAGGAGAACCAGGCCCUAUUGUCUUGAACUGGAUGCUUCCUGCCCAGGUGGAACCUCCACCUUCCUGUCCUUCUGCCUCCCCUGUCCCUCUGAGCCCCUGGCCACCCC
This is a messenger RNA of Peromyscus maniculatus bairdii (prairie deer mouse), 729 nucleotides long. Lineage: Eukaryota; Metazoa; Chordata; Mammalia; Rodentia; Cricetidae. The record is from RefSeq and is a predicted model, not a curated record.